GCACCUCACUCAAGAACUCUCUCUCUCUAAAAAGCUCCUCCUUCGCCCUUGGUCUUAUCCGUUGGUGAAUUCAGGAAGACGAUGAAUGCAUCGGGAACGAUGCGACACGAGAAUCUACUUUUCCUGAAGGAUUACUAUUACAUUAGAGACGAGAAGCUCCCGUUGUUCGAUUACAUGGCCCUGAGAAGCUUCAAUGGACUUUUACACGGAGGCAUAGGGUACUUGCACUCUCAAGGUCCCAAUGUCUUCCAUGGAAAAAUCAAGUCAACCAGUGUCCUCCUUACAACGUCUUAUGAUCCGUUAGUUUCCGAUUAUGGCCCGAACUGCAUCCAGGCGCCUCUGAAAGAUGCACUGAAGGCCGCUGACCCUCAAAAGGACGAUGUCUAUAGCUUUGGGGUAUUGCUUGUGGAGCUUCUAACUGGGAAAAUGUCUUGUGAGGCUGAUUUUGCAUAUUUGUUUAAUUCCACAACCGAAAGGCGCUGGGAUGUUGAUGAUUUCGAUCCUGAGCUGGGUAAUUACCAGAAUUUCCAGGAUGAGUUAAUGGGACUAUUGCAGGUGGCGAUGGCUUGCGCAUCCAACCCCUCUCAGAGGCGACCUGCAAUGUCUGUAGUACAGAGGAUGAUUGAAGACCGGCUGUCACAGCCACAGCACAACAAGAUCAUCGAAGCGAACGAUGACUUGUCUAAAAGGACAAGGGGUGCAAUUCUAGUGUGUCAAGAUUCUUGAUGUGAAGCAUGUGGACUAAUCCUGGUGCACUAUGGCCUUACAAUGGAUAUUAUUUAACAAAAAUCUGUCUGACGGAGGGGUGUUGGAAGUCUCAGACAGAGUCUAUGUGUUCGAUUACUGUCUCACCUGGGAUUGGUCUUUUUUCGGCCAAGUUACCACAGACUGGUUGUAGGAUGACGAAUAUAAGUUUUACAUGAGAGGCAUAGUUGCAAAACUCCAAGACCAAUUUCCUGCAGCCUCUUUCAUGGUGCUCAAUUUCAGAGAACAAGAUAACCAAAGCCAAAUGGCUAAUUUGUUGUCUGGAUAUGAUAUAACUGUCAUAGAACUCCCUCAAAUUAUGGAGGUUGCCCUAUACCGACAGUGGAGAUUAUCCACAACUUUUGAGAUCUGCCGAUGAAUGGUUGUCAUCUGAUAUGCAACAGAAUGUGCUGUCGAUGCAUUGUGAAAGGGGUGUGUGGCUAGUUUUGGCAUUCAUGUCGGCUUCUCUUUUGUUAUAUAGGAAGAAGCAGGAUGGGGAGCAGAAAACACUUGACAUGAUUUACAAGAAAGUGCCCCGUGAACUCUUGCAGCUGACAUCGACUCUAAAUUUGUUGCCUUCCCAGCUGAGAUACCUCCACUAUGUUUCCAUACAGAAUGCUGGUUCAGAUUGGCCUCCACCAGACAAGGCGCUUGUAAUCAAAAGUGUUGAAGGGGCAUGUCGUCCUACUGUUAAGAUAACAGGACAGGACCCCUUUAUGGUUGCUGAUCAAACUCCCAAAGAUCUGUUCUCCACACCCAGAAGGAGUGAACAUGUGAGGCAUUACAAACAGGUAAUUCUAAUUUUGUUGGCAAUCGAAAAAACCUAAAAUUAUUCAAGAGAUCUUGUUUGUAUAUGUUUGUUAGGUAUGACUCCACUUGCUCUCCCAUGUAUUCAUUAGUUUCUAGUACCAGACUUUUUCUCCUUAUAUAUUUGUAAAUCCUUGCUGGAUUUAUGGAUUGGAGCUUUAGGCAGUCACAGUUAUCUAAAU
Eucalyptus grandis is the source of this 1733-nucleotide messenger RNA. Its product is annotated as probable inactive receptor kinase At2g26730. Bases 82 to 726 code for a protein of 214 amino acids. The record is from RefSeq and is a predicted model, not a curated record. Lineage: Eukaryota; Viridiplantae; Streptophyta; Magnoliopsida; Myrtales; Myrtaceae. The transcript has 3 exons. Gene Ontology annotation, biological process: protein phosphorylation. Gene Ontology annotation, molecular function: protein kinase activity; ATP binding.